UGGUGGAGUGCAGCACUGCGACUUAGUCAGCCAGAGAAAGAGAAAUGUUAUGAAAUAUUGUGGCGGUCCUAGCGAUGGCAGAAGCAUGGGUCUUCCCGACGUUUAUGCUGUGUCUUUGUGGAUUUUUCACAAACAUGAGACCAUCAGAGCCCUUCAUCACAGCAUACCUUGUGGGACCUGAUAAAAACUUGACACACAAAGAGGUGUUUAAUGAAAUCUUCCCAGUAUGGACGUACUCGUACCUCGCUCUGCUGCUCCCAGUUUUCCUGGUUACAGACUUCCUUCGCUACAAACCUGUCAUCAUCCUGCAGGGGGCGAGUCUCAUCGUUACCUACCUGAUGCUCAUGUAUGCCCAGGGGCUAAUAGCAACACAGUUUAUGGAGUUCUUUUAUGGGGUCUCCACAGCCACAGAGAUUGCUUACUACUCCUACAUCUACAGUGUGGUGGAUUCUGCCCAGUACCAGAGGGGGACUAGUUACUGUCGUAGCAUCACGCUGGUAGGGUACACUGUAGGCUCGGUCACAGGACAGGUGCUGGUGUCGCUGGCACAGGUGCCCUUGUUCUACCUGAACGCCAUCACUUUGACAUCUGUGACGUUGGCCUUUGUCACCUCAUGGUUUCUGCCAAUGCCAAAUAAGAGCCUGUUUUUCCAUCAAGGAUGUGUGGACAAAAAGGAUCUGACAGGCAAGGCUGCAAAAUUGCCUCCCAGAGUACUAUCUAGGGCUGCAUUGGAAGAUCCAGAGUCUAAGAUUCCACUGAACGCUGAGGAAAGCCCUCCUGCUGCUCAAAAGCUGAAAGCGGUGCAGGCUGGUGGCGGCGGUGGUGGUUUCUUGGAAGUGCUCAGGAUGCUGUGGCUGGAUUUGCUGCAGUGCUACUCCUCCUGGCCUCUGCUCUGCUGGUCGGUAUGGUGGGCUCUGUCCACCUGCGGAUACUUCCAGUUGAUCAACUAUGCCCAGGCACUGUGGGAGGAGGUCCUGCCGUCCCAGGACUCGGACAUCUACAAUGGCUGUGUGGAGGCCAUCUCAACUUUGCUAGGUGCUGUCGCAGCUUUUGGUGUGGGCUAUGUGAAGAUACCCUGGGAAGACUGGGUGGAGCUGGUGCUCUGCAGUUUCUCAGUUGUCAUUGCUGUGGCUGUGUACAUUAUGGACACUGUCAGAAACAUUUGGGUGUGCUAUGUGUCUUAUGUUGUUUUCAGAAGCACAUAUAUGUUGCUAAUAACUAUUGCAACAUAUCGGAUUGGGGCUAACCUCAGCAUGGAGAGGUACGCCCUGGUGUUUGGUGUAAACACUUUUGCUGCUGUCGCCUUACAAACUUUACUCACCGUCAUUGUGGUUGACUCCAGUGGACUUGGACUGGACAUUUUUACUCAGUUUCUUAUUUAUGCAAGCUACUUUGUCAUGAUUGCAGCUGUUUUCCUCGCAGCUGGACUUUACAAAUUAGUGGCAAGGUGGAGAACAAGCCAUAUACAUGAGACUGUUGGUGGAAUAACUGAAUGUGACUUUUCAGGGGACCAGGUGUCUCAGAAUGACUGCAACUACAUCACUAACACAUCUUGAAGCCUUCACAAUGCUGGACUAUUACUUUGAUGUAUGUUUGGACACUUGCUAAAAUAAUGUUACAGUAUGAGUUCUUUUGUGUGUCUACGUGAGGGGGUAGUUGGUCUCUUUACAAAACAGAUACAAAACACUUUUCUGGGACAUCCAUAUUUUUGCACUCUGUUACAAUUAUUUCAGAUGUAUAAACCAAUCCAGAAUACAGGAGAUACAGCCAACCUUGCAAGUUUGAUUGCUAUAUUUCCCAUUGUAUCAACAUAAGAGACCCCUUUCACUAGAGGGGCAGAAUGUUAAAACCAGCAGUGAUGCUAACUUGUUUUAUGUUGCCUAUUUAUUUAUUUUGGCUCUAAUGUAGUGUCAGACAAUACACCAGCAUGGAUAGGGAUACAUAUUAAUCUGCACCACCAUGCAUUUUGGUAUGGUAGCUUUCUAUGUGGAUGGAAAGUGUUUGCAAUACAUGUAUAAUCUAAAGCUGUUACAGAGAUGACAUUACCAAAAAGAAUGUACUUGCAUACAGAGCUACAGAACUGUAUGUGAUCAUGUGUAAAGAGAACCAUAUUACCAGUGGCCUCAGUGAACCAUAUUACAAUCCUACAUUUUAGUUACAGGUUUGCAUAUGUGCCUUUUAGAUUCUUCGGUCUUACACUAUAGCUCUUCUGCCACCAGCAGCUCUCCCCUAUUGCAGUUUGCCAUGCUGUGAUGUUUCAGAGUGCGGGUUGCUUAUUGAUAGGUUUUGUGUGAUAAUUUCUUGUACUGUAAUUUCUUGUACUGUAUAUCAAGCUCCAAGUGUAAAUGCAAACAGUACCGAGUUCAUUUCUAUUCUGAAUAGUUACGAGAAUAUAAAUGAGUGAUCAUUUUUGCUUGUGUUGUGGUUACUGGUUUACAGAAUGCAUGUAUUCUGCAAGCUUGAUUCUGAAUGUUCUUUCUCUUGGUAUUCACUUGAAUGUUGUUGUUCCUUGCUCAUUCUAAAGGAGGUAGCAUUCAAAAAGAAAGUUAUCCUGAAGAGGUACAGUACUGAUUCAUUCAGGACAUAUAGUCUGCAGUUCUGGUCUAUUCCAGCAGGUGGUGAUUUGCAGUAAAAAAAAAAAAAAAUAUUAAUUGAACACAGAAGUAUGGGUUUUGCAUUUUAACAAGGUUUAGCAGUAAAACAAUAAGGAUGAAAAAUAUAAGGAUGAGCUGUAUGUUCAAUAUCUAAUCACUCUGUUUGAUAUAAUGUUAAAAAGUUGAAAAGAAUGUGUAUCUGAAAUAAU
Messenger RNA from Acipenser ruthenus (sterlet), 2803 nucleotides. Its product is annotated as thiamine transporter 1-like. Gene Ontology annotation, molecular function: vitamin transmembrane transporter activity. Gene Ontology annotation, cellular component: plasma membrane. The coding region runs from base 75 to 1556 and encodes 493 amino acids. Gene Ontology annotation, biological process: transmembrane transport; vitamin transport. The record is from RefSeq and is a predicted model, not a curated record. The transcript has 6 exons. NCBI's taxonomy places the organism in Eukaryota, Metazoa, Chordata, Actinopteri, Acipenseriformes, Acipenseridae.